Paramecium pentaurelia is the source of this 1400-nucleotide messenger RNA. Lineage: Eukaryota; Ciliophora; Oligohymenophorea; Peniculida; Parameciidae. The record is from the annotation of a GenBank genome assembly.
AUGCAAAAUUAAGGUACUAUGACAGAUUUAAAUGAGGAGGAUAUUAGAAGGCUUGAUUAGCACAUCACUAGAAAUCCAAACAUCAUUAUGUCUUGUAUAAGGGUUCUAAAGAUGGAAGAGCUAAGACGUACAAAUGAAGACAAUUAGCGUUUGAUGAAUUUCAUGAGAUCUCAUUUAUAUUUUAAAGGAAAUUCUUCUUAAGAUUACUUAUGGGAAUGUUGCUAAGUAUAAAAUAGUUUAGUAUGAUAGCUAAUGAAAUUUGAACAAUUAAAAAAAAAUCAAAUAAUUUAUUUGAGGGGUAGAGAGAAUCAGGAUCAAUUAAUAAUUUUAUUAACUGGAGAAAUGAGUGUCCAAUCAAAUGAAUAAGAAUUAUUGUGUACAAAACAUUUUGGAUCUUGUUUAAUAGUAUUUGGGAAUGAUUGUUAUGCAGAUAUGUAUUCCAUAUUUAGGAAGCAAGCCCAAACCUGAUGGUUAAGACCAAAUCUGUUUGUAAAGCAGCCGUAAUUUCCAAGUUAGAUUUCAAAAUCAAUAUGUUAACGUAUGAGAUAUCCAAAAUUAAUGUUUUACUCUAAUAGAUAUAUGCAUUCCAUCUCUUUAAGACUUUGCCAUUUACCAUAGUAAAGCAAUUUUUCCUCAACAGUUUUACCUAGCAUCUUUGUUGCUAAGAUAUAUUAUAUAAUCAAAAUUAAAAGGCAUCAUAAGUGUUUUUAGUAAUUAGUGGAAUCUUUGAAUUAAGAGAAACAACAGAUACUACAACAAAAUCUAUUAAUAUUUAUACACCUGGAUAAUUGAUAGGUGAUUUUGAAUGUGUAAAUUUCUUUUAAACUAGAAAAUCACAGGCUCUAUGUAUUAGUGAUGAAGGAUCAGUACUAGUAUUUGAAGGAGUUUAUUUUUUGAAUUGGAUUCUACCUAAUAUAAGAAAGAAUUUUGUUUCUAAGAGAACAAAUGAAUUUAAAUAGACUUAAAAAAGUAUUUAGAUGAAAAAGACAUUAUAAAAAAUAUUUCCAGAAUAAUCUAUUGAAUAAUCAUCAUAAUAAUAAUAAUAAUAAUAAUAAUAAUAAUAAUAAUAACUUAAUUAAACAAGUACUAAACACUUUCGAUUUGCUAAGUUAGCUAAUCCUCGCUUUUUUAAAUUAAGACAGACUCCUGAAAAAUAAAUGACUCUAUAAUAGAAUAGUCUAAGUAUUAAUAGAUCUUAAUAAUAAUUACUUACAAAUAAAAGUCAUAAUAAAGUAUCAAUAGUAUCAUUUUCUACAAAAUAAGAACUAUUUUAAGGAAACAUCAAAGGAAGAUUAUUAAGAAAUGAAUUAUUAAAUAAGUUUAUCAAUUAAUAAUCUGAAUAUUAAGAUGUAGUGUAAAAACUAAGAAGAACCUAAUCAUAAUUGGGUAUGAAUAAAUGA